GCGGGGCGCGAGAGCGCGAGAGCCCGCAGUGUCUCGCGCGCGCGGAACCGCCACCGGGUUGCUCCUCCGUAACUCUCCCGGAGCUGUUCGUGUUCCCGCCGGAGUCCGGAGCAGACUGAUUUUCAAAAAUGCCAAGUAGGAAAUUUGCCGAUGGUGAGGUGGUAAGAGGUCGAUGGCCCGGGAGUUCACUUUAUUAUGAAGUAGAAGUUCUGAGCCAUGACAGCAACUCCCAGCUUUACAACGUAAAAUACAAAGAUGGAACUGAACUUGAAUUGAAAGAGAGUGAUAUCAAGCCUUUAACUUCCUUCAGGCAAAGGAAAAGCGGCUCAACUUCCAGUUCUCCCUCCAGACGCAGAGGGAGCCGCUCCAGGUCGCGCUCCCGAUCCCCUGGUCGGCCCCCAAAAGGUUCCCGCCCGUCCGUCUCAGCUUCGCACCAGGCUGACAUUAAGGAAGCAAAGAAGGAAGCAAGGAAGGAGAUGUUGGAGGUUAAACUGACUCCGCUGGUAUUGAAGCCAUUUGGAAAUAGCAUCAACAGAUAUAACGGGGAGCGUGAGCACUUAGAGAGGAAUGACAUACCUCACAAAAACACACAGGAAAAAUUCCCUUUGUCACAAGAGAGUAGUUAUAUACCUACACAGUAUAGCCUUCAUCCAAGAAGAGAAGAGGUCAAAUUAAAAGAAAUAGAUGCAAAGGAAGAAAAAACUGCUACAAAAGGACCUACGUCGUUGAGAACCUUUGAAGUGACAGCCACACGGCAGAAGGACUUAGAAUUUGGAGGAGUACCUGGUGUUUUUCUCAUCACGCUUGGCCUGCCUGCUUUCCUCUUCCUGUUGCUGUUGAUGGGUAAACAGGAAGAGCCCAGUCUUCUGAAUUUCCCGCCUCCUCUGCCAGCUUUGUACGAUUUAUGGGAAACCAGGGUAUUUGGGGCCUACCUCCUCUGGUUUUUCCUUCAGGCUCUGUUCUACUUACUGCCGAUUGGGAAGGUUGUAGAAGGAACACCUCUUACUGAUGGAAGAAGACUCAAGUACAGAUUAAAUGGAUUCUACGCUUUUAUCCUGACAUCUGCGCUCGUCGGAGCAUCUUUCUUCUGGGAUGUAGAGCUUUAUUAUGUGUACAAUCAUUUCCUUCAGUGUGCACUUGCAGCCACUGUUUUUUCUGUGGUCUUGAGUGUUUAUCUCUACGCCAGGGCUUUGAAAGCGCCCCAGGAUGAACUGUCGCCGGCCAGCUCUGGAAAUGCUGUCUAUGAUUUCUUCGUUGGCCGUGAGUUAAAUCCUCGCAUUGGUACUUUUGAUCUCAAAUACUUCUGUGAAUUACGCCCCGGAUUGAUUGGAUGGGUGGUCAUUAACCUGGUGAUGCUUUUGGCUGAGAUGAAGCUACAGGAGCGCACUGUUCCAUCCUUAGCGAUGAUUUUGGUUAACAGUUUCCAGCUCUUGUAUGUGGUGGAUGCUCUCUGGAAUGAGGAAGCACUGUUGACAACCAUGGACAUUAUCCAUGACGGGUUUGGAUUCAUGCUGGCUUUUGGAGACUUAGUGUGGGUGCCAUUUACCUACAGCUUCCAAGCCUUUUAUUUAGUCAGUCAUCCAAAUGAACUGUCUUGGCCAAUGGCUUCUCUAAUCAUUGCUCUGAAACUGUGUGGAUUUGUAAUCUUCCGAUGUGCAAAUUCUCAGAAAAAUGCAUUCCGGAAAAAUCCCACUGAUCCAAAGCUUGCACAUUUAAAAACCAUCCAUACUUCAACAGGAAAAAAUCUUCUCGUUUCUGGAUGGUGGGGUUUUGUUCGCCAUCCCAAUUACUUGGGUGAUCUCAUCAUGGCCCUGGCGUGGUCCCUCCCAUGUGGUUUCAAUCACAUCCUGCCUUAUUUCUACGUGAUUUAUUUCACCAUUUUGCUGGUGCACCGGGAGGCUCGCGAUGAACACCACUGUAGGAAGAAGUACGGCCUGGCGUGGGAGAAGUACUGCCAGCGCGUCCCGUACCGCAUAUUCCCGUACAUCUACUGAUCCUGGUCUAGGCGCUGUCUAAAUGCUCCUGCAGUUUUGGCUUCCAUUGGCAAAAAAAGAGAAAAAACCCAAAAUGAACCUUUCGUUGCACUGACAGGAUCUUUAUGUUUCUCUUUCUUUUUGAGGCAGGACUAUAGAGCCAAGUAGUAAUAAGUCUUUUAAUGUAGCCAUGUUUAUUUUUAUUAAAUCAUAACAAUUAACAUAAGGAAAAUAUAAAUAAAGAUGUUAGAAUUUGCAUUCUAAUAGGAAAUUUUCAAUCCUUAAAAAUCUGAAAACAGAAAAUAGUCUUACAAAUGCACUGAAUACUGUUGAUGUUUAGGGCUUUUGAUUACCUUUCAAAGUUUGAUUCCUUUGUCCAGUUGGCUUUUCUUAAAUUAAAACACCGUUACAUUUUAAAGUACAUUUAUGUUUUAUUGCAUUAAGAGAAGAGAAUUUUCAUUUGUUUCCCAUUAAAUUAAAUCGUUUACUAGCUAUGUGAUUUGAAAGUAAAAGCUGGUCCUCUCUGUUCAGUGCUGUGCGGGAAGGGGGAUGAUUGAUAGUCGACACUGUUUAAUGAAGACCAUUAGUAGUGGUUUGCUUAACCUCAACU
Molecule: messenger RNA, 2583 nt
Organism: Kogia breviceps (pygmy sperm whale)
Lineage: Eukaryota; Metazoa; Chordata; Mammalia; Artiodactyla; Physeteridae
Gene: LBR
Product: lamin B receptor
Biological process (GO): cholesterol biosynthetic process
Cellular component (GO): nuclear inner membrane
Molecular function (GO): Delta14-sterol reductase activity
Source: RefSeq, a predicted model, not a curated record